CAGCAGUUGAGGAGGUACUUAAAAGAAAAGCAACAAUUUUACUUAUCUGAGCCGAAAACAUUUCUUUUACCCGCUCGAACCAAACAAUCCCCUUCAUUUUCAAACGCAUCCUUAGCUGCAGCUACUUCUACUUCUCAACAUUUUGUUCAGUCAAAUUAGGGUUUUUAUCUGAAAACCACCUUUUACAUAUUCUUUCUAUCUUCAUUAUUAUAUCACACUGUUCAGGUUGUUGGCAGAAAUUGUUUUAUGCAAAAAUUGGAUUCAGCAUGGUUUCUGAAACUUCUCAAACAAAUCGUUUAGUGAAUGGAGUUUCAUGUAAGGAGGAAAGUGAAAUUGCGAGUAGCAAUGGUUCUAGUGGUGGUAGUGAUAGCUAUGACACAAGAUCUGGCGAAGAUGUUCUAAAAAUGUAUGCUGAUGUCGAUGGUGAUACAAUGUCUGUUGACAAUGUUGUCUCGAGAAAGAAGAGACAGAGAGAAGCAACUUUUCAAGAUAUGUACAACAAUCAAGGAUUGUUUGAUGACGACGACGAUGAGGAUGACAGUGAUUGGGCGCCCGUACAAAGACGUUUAGAGAUUGUGAAGUGGUUUUGCACCAACUGCACAAUGGUUAAUCUUGGUGAUGGUUCUCAUUGCAAUAAUUGUGGCGAACACAACAAUUCUGGUAUCUUGGAGCAUGGCUUUUUUGCAUCUCCUAUUUCAGAAGAUUCAGAUCUCACCCGCAUAGAGACAAAAGUAAAGAAGAAAAGAAACCAAGGCGCUCAAAGUUCACCUUCAUGUUCAAGUGCGCAUACGGUGGUUGGUUUUGAUGAAAAAAUGCUGCUACAUUCAGAAGUUGAAAUGAAGUCACAUCCACAUCCUGAAAGACCUGAUCGCCUUCGAGCUAUAGCUGCUAGCCUUGCUACUGCUGGUAUAUAUCCUGGGAGAUGCCACCCUAUAUCUGCAAGAGAAAUUACCCAACAAGAACUUCAGAUGGUGCAUUCCUUGGAGCAUAUUCAAGAUGUAGAAUUUACAAGUCAUAUUUUCUCUAGUUAUUUCACUCCUGAUACAUAUGCUAAUGAGCAUUCAGCACAUGCUGCUAGGCUGGCAGCAGGUUUAUGUGCCGAUCUUGCGUCAGCAAUAUUUUCUGGUCGUGCCAAAAAUGGUUUUGCUCUGGUCCGUCCUCCUGGUCAUCAUGCUGGUGUAAGACAAGCUAUGGGAUUUUGCCUUCACAAUAAUGCUGCAGUUGCUGCAUUAGCUGCUCAGGUUGCAGGUGCCAAGAAGGUUCUAAUAGUUGACUGGGAUGUACAUCAUGGAAAUGGCACACAAGAAAUUUUUGAGCAGAAUAAAUCGGUUUUGUACGUAUCUCUGCAUAGACACGAGGGAGGAAAGUUCUAUCCUGGCACUGGAGCAGCUGACGAGGUUGGUACCAAUGGUGCAGAAGGGUAUUGUGCAAAUGUUCCAUGGAGUUGUGGAGGAGUAGGCGAUAAUGAUUACAUUUUUGCAUUCCAGCAUAUUGUGCUACCAAUAGCUGCUGAGUUCGCUCCUGACUUUACCAUCAUAUCAGCUGGAUUUGAUGCUGCAAGAGGUGACCCUUUGGGACGCUGUGAUGUAACUCCAGCUGGAUAUGCAAAGAUGACUGAUAUGUUGUAUACUAUCUGCAGUGGAAAGUUGCUUGUUAUUCUUGAGGGCGGCUACAAUUUACGUUCAAUUUCAUCUUCCGCUACUGCAGUGAUUAAGGUAUUGCUGGGUGAGAGAACUGCAAAUGAAUUGGAAAACGUUAUCCCUUCUAAAGCUGGCUUGCAAACUGUUCUGGAAGUCCUCAAGAUCCAAAUGAAUUUUUGGCCUUCUCUAGGGUCCAUUUAUAAAAAAUUGCAGUCACAAUGGGGACCAACUGGUUCUCAGAAUAACAAAGAACAGAUUAAAAAGAAACGCAGGAUUGAUGCUCCGUUAUGGUGGAAAUGGGGGCGGAAGAGUUUAUUGUAUCAUUUCCUUGGUAGGCACCAUCACCAUAAAGGGCACUGAUUGCGCAAAUUGCCGGUUCCUAUCCUGCCAAUUUUUGUAAAUCAGGGGUUUCAGUUUAACCCUGUUAGGAUAACUUUCUUACUUGUAUUAAUGGCUUUUGGCUGCAAAGGUCUCAGAACAAACAGUUCCAUUUGUCAGCUAUCCAUUACUACUCUUAUUUUGUCAAUUUAGCAAGAUCAAUUACUAUCAA
Mercurialis annua (annual mercury) is the source of this 2190-nucleotide messenger RNA. RefSeq names its product histone deacetylase 15. Gene Ontology annotation, biological process: chromatin organization. Bases 267 to 2000 code for a protein of 577 amino acids. Gene Ontology annotation, cellular component: histone deacetylase complex. Lineage: Eukaryota; Viridiplantae; Streptophyta; Magnoliopsida; Malpighiales; Euphorbiaceae. The transcript is spliced from 18 exons. Gene Ontology annotation, molecular function: histone deacetylase activity. The record is from RefSeq and is a predicted model, not a curated record.